CCGGGUGACCCGCGAGCUGUUUAUCGUGGGGCGCGGAGCCACUGCCCCGGGUUCGUCGCGCGCUCGCCUCACCCACCAUGGCCUCCCGCAGCGCGGGCACCCUACUGACCGAGUUCAAUGCCGCCUACGUGCCCCCCAGCCUCAUGCCCGGGUACCAUGGCCACGUUCCCGGCCUGGCCUUCUCCUUCGGCUCCCCCUACGGCACCACCACCUUCAACUACUUCCAGAGGCGCCGCAACGCCGCCAUGGAGCACAGCAAAGGCGGCCACUUCCCCACCCUCUCCGCCCCCAACCCCGACCUCAUGCUCACCGACGACCGCUUGCACAUCAGGGACCACUCGCUGCGCACGCCCUGCUACACCCGCUUCAACCUGGAUGGCAACCGCGCCGGCCACCUCACUCACUUCUACCAGAUGGUGCAGCAGCAACGGAAGUACUAUCGAGACAAGACAGGCACAAUGCCCCAGGUCUCCUACUUCGUCCUGCCUAUGACAGAGCGGGACCGGUACCCCCUCCCUACCCACCUGCCUCCGCUGAGCCUGAAGAACAAGUGGAACCUUUUAAGAGUGUCCCCUGAGAACCUGAGGACCUACCAGACCUUCCCAUCAGGGAAGAGGGUCUCUCCACAAGAGCGGCGGAGCAGAGACUGCUACUUUGAGUUCAGAGCAUGAGGUCCAGUGGCCUGAGAGCCUCGGCCCCCAGCAGAUUGGCUUGCUUGGAAUAAAAUCUUUAGUCAUGACCAUCCCACA
Messenger RNA from Microcebus murinus (gray mouse lemur), 749 nucleotides. It is a transcript of the gene CIMIP2C, whose product is annotated as ciliary microtubule inner protein 2C. The record is from RefSeq and is a predicted model, not a curated record. Lineage: Eukaryota; Metazoa; Chordata; Mammalia; Primates; Cheirogaleidae.